Molecule: messenger RNA, 1610 nt
Organism: Xylaria bambusicola
Lineage: Eukaryota; Fungi; Ascomycota; Sordariomycetes; Xylariales; Xylariaceae
Product: alpha/beta-hydrolase
Exons: 1
Coding region: 235-1014 (259 amino acids)
Source: RefSeq, a predicted model, not a curated record
GCAGAUAGUUAAUAGGUAACUUACUCGCCUCUAUCACACAUCAUUAUUAAUAUAGACACUCACCAGCAGCCCAACGUGCAUUAAUUCGUUUGCUUGCCCAUCGCACAGCCUUCAUAAUACUCCAAAUCAGCGCAGUUCACAAUACCAAUUAACUAACUUCAAAUUUUAAAAGCGUUCUAGCAAGACUAUUGCUAUAUACACUUCAAACCUUUACUACAUCAUUGUUACUGAGUUAUGGCUACCGAUUCAAAAGCCACGAUCGUCCUCGUAGGAGGCGCUUUCCACACCCCUCAAAGUUACGAGAAACUCAAGACUGCGAUUCAAGCAUUAGGUUAUGAAGUACACGUCCCACGCCUUCCAACCUGUAAUGAGGCGCGACCGCCCAAUACCGACUUGGCAAGCGACACUGAGCUUAUCCGAAGCUACGUUGGAAGCUUGGUCCAGGCUGGACGGAACGUCGUAGUUAUUGGCCACUCAUACGGCGGCCAGGUUUGUUCUAAUGCACUCUAUGGCCUUGGAGUCGAAGCACGCUCCUCUGCCGGUCUUACAGGGGGGGUUUCUUACAUCGUUUAUUUGGUUGGCUACGCUCUCCCCGAGGGCAUGAGUAGUCUAGACAAAUUCAAAGUGUUUGGAAACAUCGAAAACAUGGCUCUUAUCUUUGACACUGCUGAAGACGGGAGCACUACUGUGCGUGACCCCAAAGCACUGUUCAGCCUCGACGGCCCUGGCAUCACUGAGGAAGAUAUCGCAGCCUACAGCAAGACACUUUGUCGCUGGAGUGGGAAAGGCAUGUUUCAACCAAUCGAGCGUGCUGCAUGGCGAGAGAUCCCGGUCGUGUACAUCCAUACCGCGUCUGAUUUGUCUAUUCCCACUGCCGAGCAAAAAAGUAUGGUGGCGUUUAUAGAGAAAGCAGGCCGAAAGGUACAAACCUUUACGGUUGACUCCGGUCAUUGUCCCAACUUCAACGCGGCACAGAGCGUUGCGGAUGCCGUCAACCAAGUAGCGUCUGGUUAGGGGAUUAUCCCUUUGCCUUUGGUGAUCAAAGAGACCUUUUCAUAGGUCCUCAGAAGCAGUGGGAACUCAGCGAUGAAGGGAACUUUUGUCAGAUUAGCAAAAAAAAGGUCGAGUAUAGUCGGGUCAACUAUCAUCAUCUAGAACAUAAGAUCGCCUCUUUCACUGUUUCGUCUAUCUUAGUCGUAUGGCUUGAAACUUCAUAGUAUCGCAGCACUUCCUUACCUGCAGCUUUGAAAGUACAUGGAGCAUAUUGGCAUAGUAUGCAAUAUCCGCUGCCAUAUCAAGAACAGGAUAUAAGCCUGUGCAUGUUCUAAUGUAAUACCUAAGUAGAGUACCUAGGUAGGUUAAGUCGAGGUGGCGGCUCAUACCUCAGGGGCAAGAUAGAGAUUUUGGCGUUCCCGAGAUGGUAUGUUGUUAGUGCACAGGAUUGGAGACCAUUUUAAGUUAGUUCGAUCUUUUCCUCUCUCUUAUUCUCUUCACAGGAUGAAUACAUGUAGGCAGGCGAGCAGGUUGUCGAUUGAUUUGCUGAUGGUGUGUCAUGGACUGCGCCCCAAGCCCCAAGCCCAAUCAAUGUAGCUGCAUAUACGGUGGGCCAC